AUGUGUCUCACCCUUACUCUCAAUCAUUUUGGGUGUGUCCACGAAGAAUCAUACGUUCGUCCAUGCGGGCGUGAUGGCAUUCGCUGCAAUAUGAUGUCAGUCCACACCUGCUAUCUAAGAGCCGAAGUGUGCCGUGAUUGUUGGAUGCUUCCUGACUUUAGACAAGCCCCUAGUUAUCAACCCGAGGAGGCAAUGACAGAAAAUGAUGUAUUGCGUUACCAGGACUGGAAUCUGGUAGCUGAAACACAAGACUUACAAGCUCGCCUCCAUAGCUUACCCCUCCCCAACCUUCUUAAUCAAUAUGCCCACUUCUACUCGACAAAGACAGUGGUAUUUGAUUUACUUAAUCAGAGUGCUUUGGGAGUACUUGAUGAGAUUGUUCACCAUCAUUUGGUGCCCGCUUUCCAGGCGCGUAUCAUUGACGGUGAGAAUGUACCACUUGCUGACAGAAUACAGACCCUAAAUAUUCGUCAAAUUCUAGUCUUAAAUUAUGCUCUGGCAGAUGCUUCUCAGACUUUGGACGACGAUGACUGGCGAAUCGCGAUGGGCUAUAGAGUAUUUACAAACUUCAACAAUUCAACACAUUUCACUCGUCUGGAAGACCUGCAAGCAGUCAUGGACGAUUGCGGUAUUUGCCGAAACCCUUUAAAUCACCAUGAUGAAGGAGAAAUAAAUCGUGCUGUAGUAAAGACAAUCUGCAACCAUAUGUUUCAUGAAGGUUGUUUGGAGCGUUGGUUUGUGUCUUCUGCUCGCGGCGACUGCCCUAUGUGCAGAAAAUUGCUUCGAGAAACGGAACUCCCACAAAUCCCCACCCGCCUAGAAAUAGAUGGACCUUUCCCAGAAUGGCUAACGAUCCUAAACAGGUGUAUCCGCCCAGUUAUUCCUCGUCCUGAAGCGACCACCCCUCCAGACAUGGUACGACUGCAACUCGCGUUUGUAGACGCACGUGAAGCUCUCGUAACCGCCAGAGAGGAAUUCACGCUCGCCGAUAGAAGUGUGCGCACAGCAACAGAAGCCAUCGACACUCGCGUAUUCGUUCCUCUGGAAGAUCUCCGUACAUUUCAAGAUCGAUUGUUUGAAUCCGCUGCGAAUAUCGAGGAACAAGAUUUCAGAGACUAUCAGUAUUCACUUCGUCAACAUCAAAGAACACGUCUCAUACGCGAGAAUGCUCUUCGUGAUUUGUUGCACAAGAGACAAGAGAAGGAUCACGCAUAUGAUCUCGCUCAGUCGAGAUACUAUGCUGCUGCGAGAGCGUUGAAGAUGGCGUGGGAUGUUGUGACAGCGCGGGUAUUAGAGGAAGUUGAGGAGGCUGAGGGAGCAGAAGACUCUGAUGGUUCUGAUGCUGGUGAGCGUGCGAUCGAACGGAGGAUGAUGAAUAACUUAUCGAUUCACUAA
Molecule: messenger RNA, 1395 nt
Organism: Botrytis deweyae
Lineage: Eukaryota; Fungi; Ascomycota; Leotiomycetes; Helotiales; Sclerotiniaceae
Exons: 1
Coding region: 1-1395 (464 amino acids)
Molecular function (GO): zinc ion binding
Source: RefSeq, a predicted model, not a curated record